AUGACUGAUGUUCAAGAAACUUCGUGCAAGCUUUGCCUCAAAACUGUAACCGUUGAAGGUUUUGAGGUAAUAAACGACGUUAUUAGAGAUAUUUUAGAUGUUCUUUUGCUGAAAUUGAAAUUUGAUAGCGAGGGUAAAGAGGUUAUAUGUAACGUUUGCAGAAGAAAAUUAAAUGCAGUAUUCGAAUUUAAGGCAACUUGUUUGAAGACCGAUUACAGAAUUAUUCCAUAUGUGGAUUGUGAAAAAAUGUUACAGCUCGAUAUAAGGGACGUGUAUACGAAGGAAAAGACAAGCCAGUCAAUGGAUAUUUCAGAUGGUCACAAAAUAUGUCGAUUGUGUAUGCAUCCAGUAGAAAGUGAGUUUAGGUGCAUUUGUGGAGAGGAACUUGAAGCUAUCGAGAAAUUGGCUCCUGAAAUGAAUAUAAAUAUCAUCAAAGAUCCCGUUGUGUGUAAGGAAUGCUUUGAUUCUGUGUGCACCCACAACAGUUUCCUAAAAAAUUGCUCGGAAGUACAGGAAAAAAUUGGAGGUAUUUUUAAUAGCGCAGCAACAGAAAGUCAGAUAGAUACGUCGCCGGUUGAUUUAUUCGUUAAGACUGAAAACGAGGACAAAGAAUUCGAUAUCAACGGGACGGAAAUGUCAAUCAAAGCUGAAAGUAUCGACAUAAAAUCGGAAGAUGAAGAAUGCAGCGACUCGCUACUGCAGAGCUCCGAUAGUGAAUCAUUCGAGAAGAGCGUCCUUAGCGAUGCAGAAGAGGAUGAAUGUACACAUGAGAAUAGAUCGACAAACCAAUGUAAUACGAAAGUCAAGCAGAACCACAAAGUAUUUUACAAAUGUGAUAAAUGUAUUUACAAAACUGGAAGCGAGAGCUGUUUUAUAACACACCGUUCUGUAGACAAGGACGAUUGGGAAGCAUAUAAAUGUGAAUCGUGUGAGUAUCAAACUGAAAAUAAAAAAAAUUUUCAGGAACAUCCAUUGAGCCCUAAAGAUCCUUCGGAAAUGCGUAUGCAUCAAUGCGGAUCAUGUGAUUACAAGACAAGGCACAGGUGUGAGCUUGAUAAGCGUCAGGUGAAACACAAAAGCGCAUCUGAAGGACGAUUUUACAAGUGCGACUUUUGUGAUUUCACAACAAAGCAUAAAGUCAGUUUUAAUAGUCAUUACAUAAAACACAAAAACUCGACCAAUCGUGUAGAAUGUGACUAUAAAACCGAAUACACCGCAUUACCGAAUAAGGGCACUUUACAACUGCCCAUUUAUAAAUGUAAUGGUUGCACAUACGAAUCAAAGAAUAAUAGAAACUUUAUCAGUCAUCAGUUGGUACAUAAAGAUCCUUCGCAGGUGCAAAUGUACAAAUGUGACGACUGCAAUUUCAAAACUAAAUACAAGAGUUAUAUGAAAAGUCAUCAACUGCAGCAUAGAGAUCCUUCCCAGGUGCAGAUGUACAGGUGUAAUGACUGCGAUUUCAAAACUAAAUACAAGUGUGCUGUUAAAAAACACCAACUGACACAUAGAGAAAGUGUACCGGCUGUGAUUAUGAAUCCAAAUGCCUGA
Messenger RNA from Anoplophora glabripennis (Asian longhorned beetle), 1548 nucleotides. RefSeq names its product zinc finger protein 90-like. The record is from RefSeq and is a predicted model, not a curated record. Lineage: Eukaryota; Metazoa; Arthropoda; Insecta; Coleoptera; Cerambycidae. Gene Ontology annotation, molecular function: zinc ion binding; RNA polymerase II transcription regulatory region sequence-specific DNA binding; DNA-binding transcription factor activity, RNA polymerase II-specific. Gene Ontology annotation, cellular component: nucleus. The coding region runs from base 1 to 1548 and encodes 515 amino acids. Gene Ontology annotation, biological process: regulation of transcription by RNA polymerase II. The transcript is spliced from 5 exons.